Molecule: messenger RNA, 985 nt
Organism: Lactuca virosa
Lineage: Eukaryota; Viridiplantae; Streptophyta; Magnoliopsida; Asterales; Asteraceae
Source: the annotation of a GenBank genome assembly
AUGUCCCGAACAAUGUUUCCUGUUCCCAAUAUUAUUUCGGUCCAUAUGAUAAAUGGUCUGUUACAUGCUGAUUUGAUACAAGAAAUUGACAGUAAACUACCUGUUGUACAGCUUGCUCUUGAGCUCACUCACAAGAUCUUUGGUUCUUGUCCACCUAUGCAAAGUUUUGAUCCAGCCAAGAUGCUCACAGACUCCGGGAAGCUUCAAACACUUGAUAUAACGGUUGCAUGCAGGAAAUCAUCAUGUUCUCCUGUUUGCUCGCAAAUCCCAUUUUGGCUCUGUAAAGUUACAUCUACAUCAGUACCUCCAAGCCCUUGGAGUCCUAGAAGUCAAACAGAAAUCUUACAAUUGGGAAAUUUAAAGCCUUUUAGCUUCAAUGUACUUAAAUUGGCUACAAGAAAUUUCCGACACGAUAGUGUUCUUGGAGAAGGUGGAUCUGGGUCGGUUUUAAAAGGAUGGAUCGAUGAACAAUCUGUUAAGAGAUUAAAUCGAGAGAUCUUCAAGGUCUUCAAGAAUGGCUCUUUCUCAGCAUUAGAGAGGCGUCUUUUAAGGGAUGAAAGUGUACAUAUGGUUGAUUGUCAACGACUAGAAAGUUUGAAUCCUGCAGGCAGGACCCACCAGGAACAUGAAAAACACAAACAAUUCUUGGGCUUCUUAGUGCCAUAUUACAUACCAACUGAGUAUCUAAGUCUCUUAGUAACUUUAUGUAGACACUCAAGACAAGUGUUAGCAGUGACUAUGAGAUUCAUUCAAAAGGAUGCUGAGGAGAAGAAAACAUCAUUCAACCCCAGACCGUAUUUAAAGUUAUUCAUUGAUUGGCUGCUUGACCUUAGUACCCUUGAUCCGGUUUUUGAAGGUGCAAACUUUCAGGUGGGUUCUGAGAGCUCUAGCAACCUCCUUCCAUGCCCUGCAGCCUCUCAAAGUUCCUGCACAUUUAGGUUAUUCUCUUAGAAAGGAAAUUGUCAAAGGAGAAUUUAGUCAUGGG